AUGUAUUUGUCUAAACGAAAAAAAGACAUUUUACAAAUUAAAAUUUGUCAAAAGUAUUCUUACGAAACUUAUAUUUCUCUUAAAGGAUUACAAGCAAUAAAUUUGAGAAAAAAAGAACUUGUUAAGUGGUUAAAGGAAGAACAAGUAACAGAAGCUGAAAAAUAUUUUAAAUUAAAUUUUCUUCAUAUUUUUAAUUUAGAAUCAUAUCUGAAAUUGUAUAAAAACAAUUUUAGUCUUAGAGAAGAAACGAUAUUUGGAAAUAAUUUCACCACGAUUAUUUCUGAUGAUGAUUACCGUAAACAGUUGAAUAAUGAAAAAUCUCCUGCUUUUGUUGUUAAAGAAUUUGUGAGAAAACAAUGGGAUCAAAGAAAUAAUUUUGGUAAAUUAAGUUAUUGUAAUGAUGAAAAACAUUAUAGAGAAAAGAUGGGUUGGAGAUUAAAAAGAGUGACAAUUUUAAACUUGAAAAAGAAAAGUGAAACUGAAAUUGAUGUUAUUUUAGAAGAAAAAUUAACAGAUUACAAAUUUUCACCAUCUUCUUUUUCUAAUGUAAAACAAUAA
Dentiscutata heterogama is the source of this 558-nucleotide messenger RNA. The record is from the annotation of a GenBank genome assembly. Lineage: Eukaryota; Fungi; Glomeromycota; Glomeromycetes; Diversisporales; Gigasporaceae.